Messenger RNA from Spea bombifrons (plains spadefoot toad), 1142 nucleotides. It is a transcript of the gene PRPF38A, whose product is annotated as pre-mRNA processing factor 38A. Gene Ontology annotation, cellular component: precatalytic spliceosome. The record is from RefSeq and is a predicted model, not a curated record. The transcript is spliced from 10 exons. Bases 37 to 975 code for a protein of 312 amino acids. NCBI's taxonomy places the organism in Eukaryota, Metazoa, Chordata, Amphibia, Anura, Pelobatidae.
GCGCCGGAAGUCGCUCGGAGACCGAAUUCAGGGAAAAUGGCCAACCGGACGGUGAAAGAUGCCCAUAGUGUGCAUGGAACAAACCCACAGUACCUGGUGGAAAAAAUCAUUCGCACAAGGAUCUAUGAGUCCAAAUACUGGAAGGAAGAAUGCUUCGGGCUGACGGCUGAACUUGUGGUGGAUAAAGCCAUGGAGUUGAAGUUCAUUGGUGGUGUUUUUGGCGGUAACAUAAAACCCACUCCAUUCCUCUGUCUGUCUCUGAAGAUGCUGCAGAUUCAACCAGAAAAGGACAUCAUUGUGGAGUUCAUAAAGAAUGAAGAUUUCAAGUACGUGCGUGCGUUGGGAGCUCUGUACAUGCGACUUACAGGGACCGCCAGUGAUUGCUACAAGUAUUUGGAGCCAUUAUAUAACGAUUACCGGAAAGUCAAAGUCCAAAACAGGGAUGGAGACUUUGAACUUAUGCAUGUAGAUGAAUUUAUUGAUCAGCUUCUUCACAGUGAACGUGUCUGUGAUAUCAUAUUGCCACGGUUACAGAAAAGAUAUGUUCUGGAAGAGACAGAGCAGCUUGAUCCACGUGUAAGUGCACUGGAGGAAGAUAUGGAUGAUGUGGAGUCUAGUGAGGAGGAAGAAGAAGAUGAUGAUAAGGGUAGAGAACCUUCCCCAGAGCAUCACCGAAGAAGCUACAGAGACCUGGACAGGCCACGUAGGUCACCCUCUCCACGUUACCGGAGAAGCCGCAGCCGCUCACCCAGAAGGCGCAGCCGAUCUCCAAAGAGGAGGAGUCCUUCUCCGCCUCGUCGUGAAAGACACAGAAGCAAAAGUCCAAGAAGGCACCGCAGCCGAUCCAGGGAGAGGAGGCACAGAUCCAAAUCCAAGUCUCCAGGACACCAUCGCAGUCACAGACAUAGAAGCCACUCUAAGUCACCUGAACGGUCAAAGAAAAGCCAUAAAAAAAGCAGAAGAGGAAACGAGUGAGAGGCUGAUCUUGGCGUUCAUCUUGGUUUAUAUUUCCCUUUUUGUAUAUAAUAAACUCAUAGACCUUUUCCGAGUUUCGAUUUAUUUUAAACCUUGUCACCUCGCAAUAAGGUUGGUUCUUAUCAAAGUUGUUUUGUGGAAGUAUUUUUAAUAAAAGUAUAAACUAC